AGUUGAUCUUGGUAUUUUUGUAAUCGAUUCUCCAGGCUCUAUACAGCUGUAGUAUUGUUAUAUUUUUAAAAAAUGUUUUGAAAUUUUCAUCAAAGUACCUAGGCAUAGGGAUCGAUUUAGGGUUCAGGUUAGGCGUAGGGAUCGAUUUAGGGAUUCAUUCGUGAAAUUCGAUAAAAAUGUGGCAUUCGUCGUUAAAAUUUACAGAAGUGUGGUUUUACUUCUUUUGGUUAGUAUUAGGACUUUUAGAUAAAAAUACUAUACUAUAAAAGUAUUAAAAGUGAAUCAAUAAAAAAACUUGAAUGUUGGCUCUACUUCUUAGACUUCUACUAGUAAAGUCUAAAGUACUAGACUCUACUACUAAGCCCUGUGUUGCCAUAUCUAGCUCAGUUGGGACCUCGUCAGGAUGUGGUUGUUGAAAAAUGAAGAAGUAAAAAUGUAUUUAAUAUAAUUACUUUUUAUUUAGAGUAACGGUGACGGUCCCGACAUAUCGUGACCGAUGGCACCUCUACUUAACUUGUUAAUAGUUAAGCCACUUAGUUAAAGUUAGUUUAGUCUUACUUGUCAUAGUCAUAGCCAUAUGAUCAUGCCUAUAAUCUAUAACUAUUACUAUAGACUAUAUAAUAUUAUAUUAAUUUCAGCCAAAAAUUGUAAUAACUGAAAAUAAUUUGUCCUGUCAGUACAGAGAAUACCACUGAUAUCACAUAAUGAACUUUUUAAAAAAGGGGCUAAAGCUAAGAGUAAGAGUCAAGAUUAUAUAUCACCAUGAAGUCAUUUGCGUGUCUAUUUAAUUAUUUAAGUUGCCGUGAAUUAGGGUUCAGGGUUAGGUUUAGGGAUACAUUUAGGGUUCAGGUUAGGUUUAGGGGUACAUUUACUUAAAUUUAGUGACAGAAUUAACUGGUCUUGUCAACCAAGUUGGCGGCCAUGGGCAGGGAUAUCUCUUUGCAUUUACCAAAAAGGUUAUAAUUUAACAACUUAACUUAAAAUUUCAAGGCCUAUUUUGAAACAAAAAUUUCUUGAGUGAAUUGAGUUUGAGUGAUGCAUCGUUUCGUAGGUCAAAAGUCCAUUGCCAAUGGGCCUAUAAAAUGGAUCUCACUUCAAUCAAAGUUUUUAUACUGCAGACUCGUAGAUACUGUUAAGUGGCUGGCCACAUCAACAGUCAUUUUUGAAGUUUCCAUGAAAUUACGCACUUAACUCCACAGCCCCUUUUUUUACAAUUACUUAGUGCUUAUUUUGAGUACAGAGUAUUGCCUACAGUUUAGAGGCUUCCCAGUAAACAGAAAUUACUUAGUGACUAAUUUAUAAACAAAAUAAUAUUUAAUAUAAUAUUAGUAGUUAACUUAACCCUCUUGGGACUUAAGGGCCGAUCUAUCAGCCCAAGGUUGACUAGCGAGAAAGACGUAAGUCCGAGCCGUCGGCCAGAUAAAUCGAGCUUCACGAUUGGCUGGCUUGGCGUUGUACCAGGCAAUCAAAAUUAUUCUUACGUAUUCCUGCACAUCCCGGCAUUGUAAUGGCGGCGUUCGUUGAUGGUGAACUCAAUUUAUUUUUGUGCAGGAAUUUUUGUGUGUGUGUGUGUGUAGUUACAUCGUGAAAUUCGAACAUGUCGGACAGUGACUCUGAUCAAACUGUGCUUUGUGAUUUUGAUAUUCUAGCAGUGAAACUGAUGAAAACAACCAGGAAAUUAAUGAAGACUUUCAAAUUGAAGUUAAUGCUAAUGUUGUGAACUCUUGCUUUUGUAUUACUAGUAUAAGGGGUUCUCAACUGGAAAGGGAUGACCCCUCUGAAUUUUUAGACAACAUAGGUCCUAUAAAUAAGGCAUAAGCACACCAUUUGAGUACUUAAAGCUUUUUUUUACACUAAAUAUCACUAAAAUGUUUAUGAGGGAGACCAAUAGAUAUGCAGACAACUUUCUCAGUAACAUUCAGCUUAAGAGAAGGUCCCUAGGUCAUAAUAAGUGUGUCUGUAACAACUGAAAAAUAGGGUGGGGGGUGGAAGAGGAGUAGAAUUAUGUGCCAGAUGUAUCUGAAGGGCCUCUAUGGGCCUUGUUUCCCAAAAACAUAAGUGUUAGGACUUAUUCAGGCUUCAUCCAUCAAAAAAUUCACACAAUUAAUACAAGUAAGCCAUGUUUAUUCUAGGUUUAACAAAAAAUUACACGCAUAAAUUAUGCAAAUCAGGGCAGCUAAUUUGCAUAAAUGGUGAUAUUUCAGUUUGAUUUAUAAAGAUUGUAUUAGUCCAUUCAAUUUCCUACAAGAAUAUAUAUAGUUUUACAUAUAUUAAGGAAAUAGUUUAUUUUUUAUAAAUUUUUUUGCAAUGCGAGUGCCGAGCUCGUAAAAAGUGCUCCGUCUUUUUGGCACAUACACCCGGAAAAGGCUCCGUCCUAAGAGGGUUAAGUUUAAGUGCAUUAUUCAAAGUAGCUAAAAAAAUAUAUUUUGUUUAAUUUUAUUGCUCAAUAGACAACAUUAAACAGCUAUUUUAAUUAUUAAAAUUUGUAAGGAUUGCUAAAUUACUCUUGUGUGCAGAUUUAAAAUCUAUGUUUUCAUGUGUAUUCACUCAUCAAAAAAAAAAUUGCUUGUAAUCUUAAGUGCAGAGUUUCGCGAACCCUCUGAAUAAUGGAUAUAACAUUCUUUUUUACAGUUCUAAAUAAUGUAAAUGUUUUAAAUGUGUAUAUUUGUAUAGUUCUUCUCCUUCAAACUAAAAUAACUAAAAUAUUGGAGGGAAUCUUAAAACAUUGUUGAUAAACUAACCACAAACUCCAACUAAUUCACUGUCUACUAUUAUAGUAGUGCAUCAGCAAAGUUUUAUCAUUUAUACGCUAAGUUACAAAAUCAUGAACUAAUUAAAAGUUCCUUCAUACUUAAUGCCACAGAUACCAUAAUCCAGUUUUAUCAAAGUUGUACUUAAUGUCCUAAAAGCUGUAAACCAGUGCUUCUCAAAAUUUGGGUCCUCUGACUGGCACAUAUCCACACACCUUUCAGUGCCUGGAUUCCGAAAAGAUUUUUGAAAAUUUAAGAAGAUGAAAUAUAAUACUAAUCAAAAUAUAUACCACAGUUCCCUGCUGCAAUGUAGAUAUGUUACUGCAGGUCCCGCACACUGAAAACUUUGUGUCAGUUAUAUUUUGUUUAAAUAACAUACAUUUGUUAUUUAGAAGGUUUUCAUAUUUUUUAUCAGUGGAAAUAAUUUUCUAAUCCUUUUAAAUGGAAACUUAAUAAAAAUUCAAUUAAUUAAUUUUUUUCUUCGUCCUAUUUCAGUAUUUUGUUUCCAAUGUAAGCAAGUCUUCCACAUGUUUUAUUUCUGAAAAUGCCCAAUGAUAAUAGAAUUAGGAGGCAAACAGAGGGACAUAACUGGCUAUCUAUAUUGUGGAUACCCAUCAUUUUCAGCUCAGCAACUUUUGGACUCUAUCUCUUGUCAAUGGGCUUCAACUAUGAAGAGGAUGGUGAAAGGUAAAGUUAAUGUUUGGUCCUGUUAAAUUAAACAAUUUUUUUAUCCAGAUUUAUUCUUGCAAUACACAGGCUGAGUUAAUUUUCUCUAAAUUUUAAUGUCUAUUGUAAAAUGUAAAUAUCAAAUAAUUAAUUGAAAUAUUUCUUACUAGUGCUUAACCUUGUGCAGUUUUUAUAAACCAGGUCAAAGUAUUUUGAGAAAAUACCCAAUGGGUCCCAGUGUUAAAAAAAAAAAGAAUUAAUUUCUCAUUUUCUAUAAUAUGCAACAAAAUCUACUGCCCUAUGUUGUAUUGAGAGUGCAUUGCCUUUGUCAACCGUUUGUGUAAAAAAAAUAACCUACUGAUAGUAACAGGCAGUCAGUCACCUGAUCCCAGCAUGUCCAAAAACCUGUCAACAGAGAAGAUACUCUCGUUCAUUUUAUAAAAAAAGACUUACGAAACCACAGUCACAGUAUAUAGAAAAUAGCAUCCUAUUUACUGGAGUUCAGGUGUUACGCAUGAAGCUCACUGUAUGACAGAGGAAAACGAAAAAUUACAACACAGAAUAAUAGUCACCUCCCCUAAAGAAAAGAAAUCAACCUAUUUACUGGAGUUCAGAUGUCACAAAUUAAGGUCGCUUUUUUUUCCCCAUUCAGUACGAUUAAUACAUAAAAUGUGGAGGGGGAUUUGUGGGGGAGGGGGGGGUUAAAGAGGAAGCAGGACCUACCAGAAGCUAAGUAUAUAUAAAGAUAUUUAUUAAAGCCAUAUGUUAAUUUAAAUAUUUAAUUUGAAAUUACUGAUUCAAAGUUUGCUGCAUGUUUUUCUCAUCAGUUUUCAACCGAAUUUCCCUACAAGCAUUGAAGAUAUCUCAGAAAUGUCAAAGUUUCUCAUUCUCAUGAAAACCCAUCAUCUUGGUUACCUGUUGUUGGUUUUUUGUGCCGGUUAUAUUUACAAACAGACCUUUGCCAUACCUGGGUCAGUUUUCCUGGUAAGUUGUGAUUUUUUCCUUUUGUUAGCAAGGUUUGAGUAAAUUGCAUAAAGCUGAUGACUAAGUUCUGUUGUCUUAAAACAGAACAGUUUCAUCCAUUGUCAUGACAUUAAGUUACUUCAUCAGAAAUCAUCCCUUUUUUUUUUUCACACAUAGACUAUAGAUAUCACAAUGUAGCAAGACUAAUCCUUAGAAAUUUUAUUGUAAUAAUUUAUUAUAUACCAGAACUGUUAUUGUAUACAGCGGUGGUUCACAGUAGGUGGAUGUGCUGGGGUACAGUAGUAUGCCUUGAGAUAUGCUUUGUGUGCCACAAAACUUCUGAGACUUUGUGAUGCUGCUGGUAACAGAAAUUAAAAUAACUACCAAUUCAUAUGAAAGUGUAUCAUGGGAGGUCACUAUAAAUGAUAGUAUUGAUAGUGUGGCAUGAAAUUUUUGUCUUGAGAACCCACUGUUCUACAAAAUUUACAAUGUCUUCAUAAGGUUUCCCUCAUUAUUUCAGAAUCUGUUGGCUGGUGCACUGUUUGGCCCUUUCUAUGGUUUCCCUCUAGUGUGUUGCCUGACAGCCAGUGGGGCAACACUGUGUUAUCUUUUAUCAAAAAAUUUUGGCAAACCUUUCAUUAUGAAAUAUUUCCCAGAUAAAAUGAUGCUGUUCCAGGACAAGGUAACUAUUUUAAAAUAUCAGUUUGGAAUAUUUGAAUUAAUAAAAUUACUGGUUAAAUUGACAACAAAUAUUAAUGGGUACAUGGUCACAAAACGAUUACUGGGUACUUGGUCACAAAAAUAUUACUGCAAAACAUUAAUGGCCAAAAGACAAUAACAGUUAACAUUACAUGGUACAAUAUGAAAAGUGAGCUGAAGCUGACUUUAAAUGGUUUAAUACAGCUAAAGGGAUACAGCUAGUCUUGAAUGGCUCAUUAUGACGUGGUACAGCUUACAUACACCACAUUGUACCUCAUGACUUGUGGUGGUAGUGCACAGUGCUUUGAUUUUGUAAAUUGCUUAUCAGUGAUGUGUUGCUCUUGUCUUUUUAUUUAGGUCCAACAGAAUAAAGAUGGACUUUUCUUUUUUCUUUUGUUCCUUCGCCUCUUCCCAAUGUCGCCCAGUUGGUUCAUGAACAUGGUGGCCCCGAUUGUGGGGAUCCCAAUACACUUAUUUUUCUUAUCAGUUUUAAUAGGUAAGAUGAUUUCAUUAAUAUAUACUUUUAAAAUUGAGAAAAAAAAUUAAAUGCCAAAUUUGCUAAUGUACUUAAUCUAUAAUAUCCCCAUUUAUGGCUUAAAAAUUGUAUCUCAAAAAAAGUAUAUAUUUUCUCAUCCUGGUGUGUAAGUGCCAAAAGUAAAAUUAUGAUGUCGAUUCCAUUCUAAACUGAACAAAUACAUCAAAAUCAAUUAUUUUACUUUGUUCAUGAGCCUUUAAAUAGUGUCCAACCACAGAAUUACCAAGUGUGAGCCUUGGCAUUCAGAGUGUGUCCACAAAGGGAAAUAAUGCUGAAUUUGUUGUUCUUUCCAUUUGCAUGUCACUUUCUAUGUUGUCAGAAUUACAUUUCUGAUUAAAUCUUGCCAAUGUUUAAGUCCAAGUUUGAUUUUUAAAGAGGCAAAAAAAGUAGAUCCCUUUUAUCUAUGAUUUUUAAAAGAAAUCAUUAACAAAUUAUUUUUUUUUAAAUGACCAUCACAUUAAAAUUAAGUUUUUCAAAAUAAAGUUUUAAAAAACAAAAAUUUCAUUUAUUUGUCAUUUUUUAAUUUGUUAAUACUAGUUACCAAUGUAAUUGAUAUAAUUAGAAUCAUAGUUGUUAAUCAGAGAUGUGUUUUAUUAUAAAAUUCACGUUAUCCCACCUAGACGUAACAUUUCUGUAGUUGUGUUGUGUUCAUCCAUAACAAUAACUUGCCUGCUUGCUUUUCUGUUUUUUUUCCAGGUCUGAUGCCCUACAAUUUCAUAUGUGUACAGACAGGGAGUGUGCUGUCUCAAAUUACAUCUGUCAGUGACAUUUUCACAGUUUGGACCCUGCUCAAAAUGUUGAUGGUGGCCCUGGCAGCACUCUUGCCUGGCAUUGGUAUCAAAUGGUUCCAUUUUAAAACAGAUUAGUGUAGAGAUCAAAGGCUUCUUAUGACUGACUUUAAUAUGGCAAUAUCAGGAUUUGUGUUCACAAAUUCCUCACAUUUCAGGAAUCAGCUCCAGAUUUACAUAAUUUUAAAGUUUUAUAACAUUUUUUAAGUCUUUUUUUUUUCCUUACACUUUUUGUGUGACAUCUCUCUUUAUAUAUUUUGCAUGCCAACACAAAUAAUGUAGACUGGAAAGUUAUCCCAACUGCAAGUUGAGUGCUGUUUUCUUUCUUGAGGUUUUUAAAUCGGGUUUUAAAUCCUACACUAGAAUAGCUGCCUUGCUGUCCAGUCCAUUUUAUCUGGCUUUUUUCAAUAGCUGGGGAUGACCCUUGAGGGUUUGAGGUCAUGAGACUGAUAUGCCACCAUUGUGCUGUGGGCUGCCAAAAUAUGUCUAUGAGAAAUGUUGAAAUAAAAUGUAUGUUGAUCCAUGGACUGAAGAAAUUUGAUUCAAAUUUCUUAUCUAAUUCACAACCUAUUUCGCAAGUAUUGGAUUUAUAAAACAGUGGAUUUCCCUAUACUGCAACAUAACAAAUUAGCAUGGCUAAUUUUUUUUUAAGGAAAUCACUACAUAGGUUUUCAAAGCUGAAGAUAAACCGGAAUAUUUGAACUAUAUCAAACAUAUUUCAUAUCAAAUAGAAACAAUGCAAUAUGGGAGAUAAUUCAACUCAUGUUGAUGAAAGAUUACCAUAAUGAUUGAGAGAAUGAAUGCUUAAAAAUAUGUAGGAAUAUUUUUGAAUUUUUUUACUUCUAUACACAGAGCAUCAAUUUUUUUGUUAUUUGUACUAAUGUAUAUCGCAUUACAGUACACAGAAUUGUUUGUAAAUUAUUCAAAGCUUGAUAUAAAUCUUUUAUAAAUAGAUUCAUAAUUAAUUUUUUAAUUGUCUGCAAUCUUGUCAAUGCCCUUUAAGGAGUAAAUACUGUUGGAAUGUCAUUUGUUUGUGUUUGCUGAAUAAUUUCACUUUUUAAAAAUUCUGUGAUAUUGUUGUUUAGGCCUAAUACAAAAUGGCAGACUUUAGGAGUCCUAAUAACAUCUUAUUUCUUUUUAUAGAUACGACAGUGAAACUUGAAUUUUUCUGUUCUUUAAAUGAAUGAAUGCUGCCCUUAAGAGCAAGUUUCUAUAAAAACAUUGAAUAAAUUAGUUGAUUAUAAUUUUUUAUUUCAUGUUAUUUCUAAAAUUUAUAGCAGCAGAAGUAAAACGUGUCGUGUGCAUAUUCUCUCUCCUCAAAAAUUUUCUAAAUAGAUAUAUUUUUUUAUAAAUAUGGGUCUUUGCUCACAAAAAUGUUGCCUAACCCUGAUCUCUGCCAUUUCAGUGUCCUGUAAUAUCACCAUGUUGAGAAGAUGUACACUUUCUUUAACUCAUCACAUGUCUUAUCACAACUGGUCAAUGCAACCGCACCAAAUAGGAUAUGAUUUGCAUUAGUUUAUAAAGAAGAAUCCUUUGGAGUUUUGAGGUUUUUGUCAGAAAUUUUUUUAAUUGUGUUUACUUUCUUAUUCUUUGCUUUAAUUGAUGAAAUUUUGCAUUUCUCAAGGGAUGCUCCACACAUAAGCUGUUGGAUCAGGUAAUUUUAUUUAAAAGGAAAACUUAUUGGACAUCCUUUAUAAAACCAUUUAGCUUUGAUGUCUCUUGAACAUUUGUUUUGUGAAAUUAUCAGAUGUUUAACCUUCUAUGGUGCCAAAAAUGGGACAGCAAAAAAAAAAAAACUGUUUAAUAUUACUUUUUAUUUUUGUUUAUUAACACACCUAAUCAUUACAUUAUUACCGUAUGACAUAUGAUUGUUCUUAUACAACUUAAAUUUUGUAUCAUUCUUUAAUUAAUAUGUUUUGGAUCAUAAUUGAUUGUUUGUGGGAGGGUAUAAAAAAUAAAAUUUGUCAGGUUUUUUUUUAAAAGUUAAAAGCAUUUUAAAACAAAAAUACUGCAUUAUUAUUAUAUAUUAUUAUAUUUCAAUGAAAAAAUGUUUCACAAAAAUUGUAUCGUUUUAAAAUUAACUUAUUUAAUAUGAAAAUAUUCCAAAAAGCAAUAUAAAAAUGUAAAAUAUUCAAAUAAACACACUUGAAAACUUUAACAAUGAUUUUUAAUCCGGUUAUUAAAUUUCAGCCCAGUAGCAAAAAGUAAUUAUUUAGUCAUUCCUUGUAACAAACAUUUCUUUUCAUAAGAUUGGCAGUUUACAACAUGGCCUUGACAUUGUAUCUCAAGUGGAAAAAUAAUUUAACUGGCACAUUACUAAAUAAAAAAUGUAACAUUACUAAGUAAAAAUUGUAUUCAUUUUGAAACUUUGAUUCUGUAAAAGCUGUUGUACGGGUCAACGAUAUACCUUCAUACUUUCGACUUCAUACAAACUUGAAGGUAAAUCUAUCAAUGUUCCUGAUUCAAUAAUAAAUGUAUAUACUGUUACAAUUGCUUUUCAUAUAUCAUAUCUUCUCAGAAAUUUUGAGCAAGACUGGAAAGGGAUUCUAUCAGGGAUUCUAAUGUUUGUAGGCACUAAGGUCACCUGAUUUAUAUAAAUUAAAUUAAUUUAGCACAAGUUUAAUGUAAUGGAAAAAAAAAAGCAUGCACCAAACGGGUAAAUGUUACUAACAUAAAAUCUCUAUACCAGUAUAACAUCUUUCUAUACCAACGUCACAUACCUCUACACCAACAUAACAGGUUUAAACCAACAUUAUGUUAUUCACAUCUUUCUACGUCAGCAGAAGCUAUCUAUACUCAAACAACAUCUUUAUACCAAUAUAAAUAUUUUCACCAACAUAACAUCAGACAGAAACUAUUGGAAGCAGAAAUACAAAAAUAAUUAACUUAAUGAGUUUAGUUCCAUGAAAAAUACAGCCUUUAAAUUAGUUUAAAAUGUUUUAAUAGGAUU
This is a messenger RNA of Lymnaea stagnalis (great pond snail), 9351 nucleotides long. Lineage: Eukaryota; Metazoa; Mollusca; Gastropoda; Lymnaeidae. The record is from the annotation of a GenBank genome assembly.